Molecule: messenger RNA, 2596 nt
Organism: Austrofundulus limnaeus
Lineage: Eukaryota; Metazoa; Chordata; Actinopteri; Cyprinodontiformes; Rivulidae
Gene: aida
Product: axin interactor, dorsalization associated
Biological process (GO): determination of ventral identity
Cellular component (GO): membrane
Molecular function (GO): phosphatidylinositol binding
Source: RefSeq, a predicted model, not a curated record
GGGCGGGACUUCCGGUCUGCGGCGGAUGUAUCAGAGUUGGAGCAGGCAGACAGGGCUUGGUCAAGGGUGUCACCGGUUUUUUUAUCCGUGUGCGUCUCUGGACUGCAGGCUAGCCCGCGGGGGCUUUUUUUUUUGACGACGCUGCUGCCACCGCCGAAAGCCCCACGUAGAUGAAUCUCCUCCCCGGCUAUGCUGCCCUGAGAGCGCCGCGAGUAUCCGCCCCGCCAAAAUGUCUGAUGUCAACAAGACUGUUCAGAAAUGGCACGCCAGCUUUAAGAAAGGCACAGACUUUGACUCGUGGGGACAGAUAGUGGAGGCUAUAGAUGAGUACCAAAUUUUAGCCCGACAGCUGCAGAAAGAAGUCCAGUCAAMGAAUUCCCCCGACUUCACAGAAGAGCAGAAGAAAACCUUAGGAAAGAUUGCAACAUGUCUGGAGAUGAGAAGUGCCAGUUUGCAGUGCACGCAGUCAAAGGAGGAGUUCAAGUUAGAAGACCUGAAGAAACUGGAAGCCAUAAUAAAGAACAUCCUCACCUACAACAAAGAGUUCCCCUUUGACGUCCAGCCGGUACCGCUGAGGAAAAUCCUCGCUCCUGGCGAGGAGGAGAACCUGGAGCUGGAGGAAGAGGAGGAUGCUGCAGCAGGAGCCGGCGCGGCGGAGGCGUUCCCGCCGAGGGCUCCCGGGACCCUGUUACCUCGGCUGCCCUCAGAACCUGGGAUGACGCUGCUCACGAUAAAGAUAGAAAAGAUUGGUUUGAAGGACGCCGGCCAGUGCAUCGAUCCUUACAUCACCAUCAGCGUCAAAGAUGUGAACGGCGUGGAUGUGAACCCGGUCCAGGACACCCCUGUGGCUAGCCGAAAGGAAGACACCUACAUCCACUUCAGCGUGGAYGUAGAGAUUCAGAGACACGUAGAGAAACUACCAAAAGGAGCAGCCAUCUUCUUUGAAUUUAAGCACUACAAGCCCAAAAAGAGGUUCACCAGCACAAAAUGUUUCGCCUUCAUGGAAAUGGAUGAGAUCAAACCUGGACCCAUCGUGAUUGAACUCUACAAGAAGCCGACUGACUUAAAGAGGAAGAAGCUGCAGCUUCUCACAAAGAAACCACUUUAUCUCCACCUCCAUCAGACGCUACACAAAGACAGCUAAGAUCCCGACUCCGGUCGCCUCUUUGAAUCCCGUAAAGCCAAAAAAAAAAAAAAAAAAACGCUCAUCCUCCUCAUCCUCUUCAUGACGUCCAGCAAUACCAAAUCAAGGCUGUGGGAUUCAUCAUGAAGAAACUGAUCCAGAUGUUUGUCACAUCAGCUCAGAGUUUUAUUUCUUUKAUAUUUAAGUGCUUUUUGUUUCGGUUGAAACUCAAAAACCUUACACACUUAUUUUUUAAAUGAAGUAGCAUUAAAUCAGUUUAAAAUCACCUCAUGUUCAGUCUUCCACAUUUACAGAUUUCUGGGAUUUGAAGCUUGUGUUUGUGCCACUGGACUCUGGACUUUUGAAUAAAAACCAGCAAAACAUUAACUCCUUAAUCCCAUCGUUUUGGAAAAAAAAAAAUCAUGAUUUUUUUUUGCACUUUUGUUACAAAUGAAGGAAGUUUGUUAUUAAUGGUUGACAGUUUUGUGGGGUGAAUGUUAUCUAAUGGAAAACUGUUAAACACUAAAGGCUGGGGGUUAAAGKGUUAACAGAGGACCUGGGACUGACUAAUAAAAGAGUAAACACUGUCUCAAAAGACUUAUUUCUGCCGUACGAACGAUGUGUAAACAUUUCAAGCAGGAUUAAAAACAUAAAAUUAUUUUAAAUCUGUUGCCUCACGAAUCAACAUUUUAACUGGAAUUCAGCGUUGAGUUGUAGCUUGUUGUUUACCUGUAUUUGCACAUUUUAUUUUUAAUUUCUUUUACAUUUUUGUUCCAUCUUCAGCUUUUUUUUUCCUUUUUGUAAUUUAUAAACUGAUCAAAUAAGCUCACAAAGGGUAAAAAAAGAGCCAUCUUUAUUGUUCAAACCGUAAAACUUUAAAAAAGCAGCGACUCAGCACUUCUUACUGGUUCACUUUGGGUUUGAAUCAUAUUUUUUUAUGUAUGAUUUAAUAAGUUGGGAAGUAAAAUUAUACUGUAACAGAACUUUUAAGUAUUUAAAUACUCAGUAAAUGUCAUAAAAAAUAACCACAUGAUGAAUUUUAUGUCCUUUUUCAGUAUUAAUGCUUUUCACAUCCUGUUAUAUGAUCUGAAGCAGAAAAUCAGUGUUGACUGCUUCAGACGUUACAUCGUUCUGAUUUUAAAAUAUAUAUAUUUUAGUGAUUCUUUGCAUUCUGUUCAAGGUGUAUCUGUCCUGACAAAUGAACAGAAAUAGUCAAAAUGUUAUUUUUAAACAUCAUAAGGCGAUCGGCUUUUUCUGUAACAUCAGAAAACCUAAAACAGGAAAUGACACGUUGACUUAAUUUGUUGUGAUUGAAUCAAACAUUUUUCUAAUAAAAAAUGCUUUAAUUUAUUCCAGAACGUCGUAUUUCAGACAUCUACAUGUAGCACUGAGUUGAUUUUUCUCAUUUUCGUUAUGUAUUUUGUAUCAUUCAUCUAAAAAGCAGAAAUUAUAAAUUAAAUCGUUUUGCAUCCA